Messenger RNA from Dunckerocampus dactyliophorus (ringed pipefish), 867 nucleotides. Its product is annotated as diamine acetyltransferase 1-like. The transcript has 6 exons. The record is from RefSeq and is a predicted model, not a curated record. Gene Ontology annotation, molecular function: N-acetyltransferase activity. Lineage: Eukaryota; Metazoa; Chordata; Actinopteri; Syngnathiformes; Syngnathidae. Bases 204 to 719 code for a protein of 171 amino acids.
CGUAAACAAAGAGGCAGCGAACAAACGCCAGCGACCCGUUCCGGGGCCACUCAAUCUGGAUGUCCUUGUCGAGACAAAAACACGUCCUGACCAGAGGCUGACUGCGGGGGAAUAGCCACUCUGAAGCGAAUGAAGAAGCUCCUAAUCUUUCACUUCACAUACAGAGGACUUCGUGCGAAAGGAAAAAAGAGUAAAAGGAGAAAAUGGAGUAUAAAUUGCGAAAGGCUGAACCAAAGGACGUGCCGGAUAUAUUACGACUGGUGAAGGAACUGGCUAAACAUGAGGAGAUGGAGCACCAGGUGACGCUGACUGAAGAAGAGCUCCUUGAGGAUGGAUUUGGUGAAACGCCGUUCUACCACUGUAUCAUUGCUGAAAUCCCAGGAGGGGACAGCAGCCAAGAUUCUAAAGUGGUCGGCUUUGCGAUGUACUACUUCACCUAUGACCCUUGGGUUGGCAAGCAGCUCUACCUGGAGGAGUUCUUUGUGAUGGAUGAGUACAGAGGACUCGGUAUUGGUUCAGAGAUCCUGCGACGGCUCAGUGACCUGGCUGUAAAGACGCGCUGCACGGGCAUGAUGUUCGUGGUGGCCGAGAACAACGAAAUGUCCAUCCAGUACUACAAGCGGCGCGGUGCCGAGGACCUCUCACAGGAGGAAGGCUGGAGGCUCUACAGGUUUGACAAGAGCAGCCUGGUCAAGAUGGCUACACCCACUGAGGAGUGAAGGCGAGGAGAUAAUACGAGAAGAGGAGGGGAGACAAAUGUUUCCACUUACAAAAACUGUACAAGAGGCCAGCAAACAAUUACUUAAAUGUUAGUUUCUGAUGAUCACAUUUAAUAUAAUAAAAAGUAGCUAAUAAAGAAAUGCUGUG